Messenger RNA from Penicillium psychrosexuale, 642 nucleotides. Its product is annotated as DUF3716 domain-containing protein. The transcript has a single exon. Bases 1 to 642 code for a protein of 213 amino acids. Lineage: Eukaryota; Fungi; Ascomycota; Eurotiomycetes; Eurotiales; Aspergillaceae. The record is from RefSeq and is a predicted model, not a curated record.
AUGGAAGAUUCAGCAGCACCAACGACACAAGGCCGUGAUCCGAUCUUUGGACACUUCGGUGCAGCAGAGCAAAAGCCAGGGUACUGGGCUAAGCAGGCAGUCGAGUGCGAGUGGAACCGGGGCCAAGCAGCCAGCCUCACUCGAGGCAGCCUGCUAUAUAGCCUUGUCAGAAUGCCGCUACAAAGAGAGCCGGUACUCCAAAUCAACAGCAAGAACUUGAAGAAGAGCCAUCCAAACGCUAGCCAAUGGGACCGUCAAAUCGGCUUUCACAAAACCAACAUCGAGGCACUGAUUGGACAAGCCGUUGGGGAACUCCUGGAUGAGACCAACUGCUGUGAUAACUGUGCUAAGCUGGACGGCAAGUUUGCCAACUGUGUGCGGGUGCCUGGAAUGACAGCAUGUCCAAACUGCCACUUCGACCGACAGGGUAUAAGGUGCAGCUUCACAAAAGCAGAAAAGAAAGCCAACGAGCCGAUGCCGAGGAAGCGAACCCUUGAGGUCAUGCUGGAAGAGAUGAGCGACAUUUACGAUCUUGAAUGGAAGAGAUUCAAGAGGGGCGAAGCCCUUGGGGCCAUCAUUACCGAAAAGCGCGAGCUAGCGAGGGCUAUUAUGGCAGAAGCUGAAGAGGUUGGGUACAUUUAA